Molecule: messenger RNA, 3253 nt
Organism: Gallus gallus (chicken)
Lineage: Eukaryota; Metazoa; Chordata; Aves; Galliformes; Phasianidae
Gene: SLC13A3
Product: solute carrier family 13 member 3
Exons: 14
Coding region: 11-1891 (626 amino acids)
Biological process (GO): citrate transport; monoatomic anion transmembrane transport
Cellular component (GO): membrane
Molecular function (GO): sodium:dicarboxylate symporter activity; citrate transmembrane transporter activity; succinate transmembrane transporter activity
Source: RefSeq, a predicted model, not a curated record
GGGAUGCGGGAUGGCGGCGCUGGGGGCGCUGGUGAAGAAGGCGUGGAGCGUGCGGCGUGCCGUGGUGCUGCUGGGGGCGCCGCUGGCGCUGCUGCCCGUGCUGCUCAGCCUGCCCGCCAAGGAAGGAAGAUGUCUCUACGUGAUCCUACUGAUGGCACUGUAUUGGUGCACGGAGGCACUGCCCCUGGCUGUGACAGCUCUGCUGCCCAUCGUCCUCUUUCCCUUCCUGGGCAUCCUCCCAUCUAACAAAGUUUGCCCGCAGUAUUUUUUAGACACCAAUUUCCUCUUUCUCAGUGGUUUGAUCAUGGCAUCAGCCAUCGAGGAGUGGAAUUUGCACCGCAGGAUCGCACUCCGGGUGCUGAUGUGUGUGGGAGUGCAGCCAGCCAGACUAAUUUUAGGGAUGAUGUUGACGACGUCUUUCCUGUCUAUGUGGUUAAGUAACACUGCCUCCACUGCUAUGAUGCUUCCAAUUGCAAAUGCAAUUUUGAAAAGCCUCUUUGGGGAGAAAGACACAUCUAAGGAGAUGAGCAGGGAAAAUGAAGAAACACAAGCUUCACAGGAGAAGAUGGCCCUGCAGCAAGUCUGCCUUGCCUUUGGCAGACCUUCUUUGAGAGCACCUUUACAGCAGAAUAAACUUUACACUGUACCAACUGAGAUGCAGUUUCUGGCAAGUACUGAGGACAAAGAUCUGGCGGAGGAGAAGGAGAUCACCAGCGACGUUCUCUCAGACUUAAAGAAGGAGGAAGAGUACAAAAAUAACAUAUGGAAAGGCUUCCUCAUCUCCAUCCCGUAUGCAGCCAGCAUUGGGGGGACAGCAACGCUGACGGGAACCGCACCAAACCUCAUCCUUCUGGGACAGCUGAAGAGUUAUUUUCCAGAAUGUGAUGUGGUGAACUUUGGUUCUUGGUUUAUGUUUGCAUUUCCUUUAAUGCUGAUUUUUCUUCUCAUGGGAUGGCUAUGGAUCUCCAUCCUGUACGGAGGAAUUAAUCUGAGGGGCUGGAGAGCAAAAAAGUCAAAUCUAAGAGUGGAUGCGGAAGCCCGGGCCAGAGAAGUGAUAAAGGAGGACUACCAGAAACUGGGCCCGACAAAGUUUGCGGAACAGGCAAUUUUCUUCUUCUUCUUCAUGUUUGCUGUCAUGCUUUUCUCCAGGGAUCCCAAAUUCAUUCCAGGCUGGGCCAGCUUCUUUGCACCGGGGUUUAUCUCUGACGCGGUUACAGGAAUCACCAUUGUGAUCAUACUGUUCUUCUUCCCCUCACAAAAACCUUCCCUCAAGUGGUGGUUUGACUUCAAAGCACCAAACACUGAGACGCAGCCCCUGCUGACGUGGAGGAAGGCCCAGGAAACAGUGCCCUGGAACAUCAUCCUGCUGCUCGGAGGGGGCUUCGCCAUGGCAAAGGGCUGUGAGGAGUCUGGUCUGUCUGUCUGGAUAGGAGGCCGCCUGCACCCCCUGGAGGGCGUACCCCCACCCGUGGCUGUCAUCCUCAUCACGAUUGUCAUCGCCCUAUUCACAGAGUUUGCCAGCAAUACGGCCACUAUUAUCAUCUUCCUGCCUGUCCUGGCGGAGCUGGCCAUUCGUCUGAAAGUCAAUCCACUCUAUUUAAUGAUACCAGGAACAAUAGGAUGCUCCUAUGCAUUCAUGCUGCCAGUCUCAACGCCUCCUAACUCAAUUGCAUUUUCUUCUGGACACUUGAUGGUCAAGGAUAUGGCGAGAACUGGUUUGCUCAUGAAUCUUAUGGGAGUUCUACUUCUUAGCUUGGCUAUGAACACAUGGGCCAAGAGUAUCUUCCAGCUGGGGACCUUCCCUGCGUGGGCUAACAUCCAUGCAGAAAAUGCCACAUCACUCUUGCCAGCUGUAGAAAAUGUCACUUUAAGUGCACUAAAUAAAAUAUGAACAAAGCUACCCCAGGGGAAGGACUCACUCACUUAGGACUCGGGCACUGGAAUCGUCAGCACAUGCACAGGAAGAAAAGCCACGUGGCUGCCCACACCUACGAGACCCUUGGGUUUAAUUUUAUUUUUAGAAAUACUGGUCAGUGUUGCAACAUCCAUUGGUUGUUUUCUCUGAAGGUCCUUUCCCCGCCUUCCACGGGUACCUAUCAGAUACUCCCAGAGAAUUUCAUCUGUCCAUCAUAGGUGGUUGUUACCUGGACAACCCCAUAAGCAUCGAGCAUCUUUGGGGAGAUGCCUCUCCCCCCUGUGAAAGCUAGCGAGCUUUGCUGCUCCAGCUUCUGAUACCCUUCCUCGUUUUGGAGAGCAGCUCAGGAUGGAUUUAUGUGCAACCCAAUGUGAGUGAGUGUAUCAGAAUCUGGCCCAGGGAGAAGGCAGCGUGGGCUUCUGGCAGGACCGUGGAGGCUGGGGGCACUUUGUGGUCUCAUGAGUAAUUCUCUCAUGUAGGAUGAAGACUAUUUCUUCAGGCUUGUGCAUGAAAGGAUGAUUCAGGAGAUGUGUCGAUAGGACUCGGGGUGUUACUCCAUGCUUUGGAAACAGGAAGGCAACAGUUUGUUUCCAAACGUGUCCAAUGGUUUGAAAACCUGGUUUUCAGCUGCUGCCCGGUUCUCGGCACUGAGUGCACAGAUGGAGGUUUGGGGCCAAAUUUGUUUCUGACGUAACUGUGUGGACAUCAGUGGUGUUUCAACUUUGGUGGACGUGGCCAGUCUUAGGUUUGUGAGACUGACCCACUCGUGAGCGCCUGCUGAGGUUCAGUGGGCAAACUGCACUGCAGUAUCAUUGACAUUGCUGAAAAGUAGGCUUUGAUUCUUAACAUCUCUGUAUUUCUGAUUGCUUGGAUACUUUCAAUGAAAGCAUUGCAAAUCGACUGUGAUUUUAAUCACCGUUUUAGCCUUAAAAAAAAAAAAAUUCUCUAAGAAUCUAAAAAUAUUUAAUUUUAAAGAUCCAUCGCUGAUGUGGAUGGAUGGAAAGAUAAAGGAUCUGAUUCCUGAUUUAGGGCAGGUUGGUGACUGGAUGGAUGCUGGGCUCUGCUGGGUCCCUUUGGUGGUGUGAGUGGGAUCCAGCCCAGCCCGCCUGCUCCUGUGCUGCUCAUAAAGCCUGAGGCCAGCUGGGGUCCGCCUUAAGGCUGCACUUAGACAGGGAUGUGGGACUGAACAGCAACCACCAAAACCAACUGAGCGUGGAACUUCGAUCAGUCACGUUCUGGGGGGGAAAAAAAAAAAUCCUUAAUGUUCAACAAAAUCCUUACAUUUAACAAAAUCCUUAAUGAGCGUGGAAAAUGUACAAUAAAGCACGUUUGUUAGCA